AUGGGUCUCAACUCUCUGCCUCAUCUGACUCCUAGAGUAUCCCGCCCCAAGCAUCGAAAGGUCCCAUCUCGAUCCUCUCUUCGUGGUCUUUCUUCCGACACUGAAUAUGCCGAUGGGGAUGCCGUUGUACCCAGCUGCGAUGUCUGGCUUGACAACUCUAAGACGAUGAGCUACGGAGGUGGAGCCGCCGAUGAUGAAGAUCAGGAUCCAGCUGAUGCUGAUACAAAAGCUGAUAAGGAGAAGGAAUACUGGCUUAGCUUCAAGAACGAAAUCAUUCGCAUCGCCCAUACAUUGCGACUCAAAGGAUGGAGGCGUAUUCCCCUUGGUGGCGGCGAUAAGAUCUCCGUUGAGAGGCUUAGUGGUGCCUUGACCAACGCUGUCUACGUCGUCACGCCACCGAAGGAAAUCGAUGAGGCAGAGGGCAAAAGAAAGCCUAAAAAGGUCCUUCUACGCAUCUAUGGACCACAAGUAGAGCAUCUCAUUGACCGAGACAACGAACUGUCAGUCCUGCAGAGAUUGGCACGCAAGAAAAUCGGACCUCGUCUGUUGGGAACAUUCAAGAAUGGUCGUUUCGAGCAGUACUUUGACUCUAUCACGCUUACGCCGGCGGACCUUCGAGAUGCCGACAUGUCCCGUCAGAUCGCCAAGCGAAUGAGGGAGCUUCACGAUGGUAUUGAUUUGCUCCCACAUGAGAGGGAAGGCGGACCAGCAACAUGGAAGAGUUGGGAUCAAUGGCUUGAUAAUGUCGAGCGAAUCGCAACUUACCUUGAUAAUGAGUACGAGAAGGAAGCUCAAGCCCAAAACGGUCGACGCGACUCUGUGGUGCAUGCCUGGAAAUCGAGAGGCUAUGUGUGCGGCACCCCUUGGCCUCAGUUCAGGGACAUGAUGACCAAGUACAGAGUUCAUCUCAACAGUUUCUACAAGGGGGGCCAACGAGAGAUCAAGGACAGUCUCGUCUUUGCCCACAGCGAUACGCAAUAUGGAAAUAUCCUCCGCAUUCGCCCGGAUGACGAAAAGUCACCCCUGCUUCAGGCUGCCAACAAACACAAGCAACUCAUCGUCAUUGACUUUGAAUAUGCGGGCCCUAAUACUCGUGGUCUUGAGUUUGCCAAUCACUUCAACGAAUGGACAUACAACUACCAUGAUGCUACGGUGCCCUGGGCGUGCGAUGUGCGACGAUAUCCCACCCCGGAUGAGCAACGCCGUUUCAUCAAGGCCUAUGUCGAUCACCGCCCUCGGUUCCAAGGCAGCAACUCCACCCCUCGACUGGCGCCAUCUGAUAGCAACGUGUCGAGCGCCAUGUCUACGCCACUUGCGGCACCUUCCAACCCUCCUGCGAGCAGCUCAAGCUCCAUAGUCGAGUUCAUGCUUGAUGCGCGAGUACCACCAGGAGGAUGGAGCGCCGCGGAACGGGCCAACGACGAACGAAGCGACCAGCGCGUGCGAGAGUUGUUGGAGGAGACUCGACAGUGGCGCCCGGCCAAUCAUGCUCACUGGAUCGCAUGGGGCAUUGUGCAGGCCAAGAUCCCAGGUCUCGACGAAACCAUCAAGGAAGAAGACCUGCUGAGUCCUGAUGAGUUCGAUUACUUGAGCUACGCCCAGGAUCGGGUCAUGUUCUUCUGGGGUGACUGCGUGCGCAUGGGACUUGCUAAGCGGGAGGAGCUUCCUCCCCUGCUGCAGCACUCUAUCAAGACUGUUGAGUACUAA
Fusarium verticillioides 7600 is the source of this 1707-nucleotide messenger RNA. RefSeq names its product choline kinase. Gene Ontology annotation, biological process: phosphatidylethanolamine biosynthetic process; phosphatidylcholine biosynthetic process. Gene Ontology annotation, cellular component: cytoplasm. The record is from RefSeq and is a predicted model, not a curated record. The coding region runs from base 1 to 1707 and encodes 568 amino acids. The transcript is spliced from 2 exons. Lineage: Eukaryota; Fungi; Ascomycota; Sordariomycetes; Hypocreales; Nectriaceae. Gene Ontology annotation, molecular function: choline kinase activity; ethanolamine kinase activity.